Messenger RNA from Glarea lozoyensis ATCC 20868, 1629 nucleotides. Its product is annotated as F-box. The transcript has 3 exons. The record is from RefSeq and is a predicted model, not a curated record. Bases 1 to 1629 code for a protein of 542 amino acids. NCBI's taxonomy places the organism in Eukaryota, Fungi, Ascomycota, Leotiomycetes, Helotiales, Helotiaceae. Gene Ontology annotation, molecular function: protein binding.
AUGGAUGUCACCAAGGCUCUCGAUUCGCUACGUUUGGAAGAUGGCAUGCCAGAUGUUGUGGCACGACGUGAAGCAUUAGAAAGGUUGCUCAACAGCAUCAACAGAAAUGAGAUACGCUUCUUGCAAGAGCGCCUUCUAGAUUUCAAAUUCACGAAAGAUUUCGUAUCGUUACCGACAGAGCUCCUAAUUCACAUUGUCGAUUAUCUGGAACUGGAGGAUUUUAUGCGUAUCCGGGCCGUUUCGCAUCGAUGGAAUGACACUUUCUCCACUGCUGAGAUCUGUUCGAUAUUCACAAAAAACUUCUUUCGCCCUUACUGGAACGCGUUUGAAUAUGAUAGCCAAAUUCUUGCUGACUGGCUCCCACGGGCCGUGCUGAAACGGCUUCAAAGAACCAACGGGCACCACUGUUCAGUAUUGCAUGGAGAGCGUAAAACAGGCCCAUCAUUGCUCGCAGUGUAUGAUAGUUCUCGUACCGAAUAUUGUAGCGGCAGGAUUGCAUACAAUUACGAUGCGCAAACGGUCGCUGUCAAAAACCUCCGCACCGGGAUCGAAAUCCACUUGCGAGAAGAUAAUAGAGAACCCAUGAACGAGUGGAAAUUAUUCGACCAGUUCCUAAUAGUCAAGAUUGCAAGUUGGGGGCCUCGCCGAUUACUAGCUAUACCAUUAGAAAGAGACUCAACCAUGCAGACUAGUACUAUUCAGUUACCUUCGUUUACUAGUAACAGUCGAGGAUCGAUUACAGCAUCCGGCAAGCAGGUAGGUAUCAUUACGCAACCAGGCGAAGUGUUUCUUUGGAAUAUAGGUGGCUGCCUGAGCCAGUUGAAGUUCUCUCCAGCUUGUGCAAAGCUCGAGAAAGCAAGUCCGGUGGAUUCUCGUCUAUACUUUAACCCGUACGAUGAGAGUCGCUGCUACUUAGUGAUGAUAGCCACCACCCACAAUCAUUCUGCGAAGACCAGAGAGUUUCAAGUAAUUCUGCAGGAAUACGAAAGUGGGAAAGCUACCACAGCUCAUCAAUUCGUUGUCAGUGUUGAUUACACAAUCGGCGGCUUGGGUGUCGAACUGGUCGAGCUUGAAGACGGAUGCAUUGGCUUAAAGAUACCGGGUGAUAACACCACGUUAUUAGCUGACAUUGACCCAAUAACUGAAUCUAUAAGUCCUCUAGGUCAGCAAGCACGUCGGAAGUGUUCACCAUGUACACAUACUUUCGCCCCUCCUGAGCUCCGUAUCAAUGGUGUUGCAGGAAGUCCAAACCCUCAAACAAUACAGCCAUUUGUCAUACUCAAAUUCGAUAUACAUAGUCGCCGUUGGAGUACUGCUACAUUUCACCUUCUUGGAUAUCACUUCUCACGCAGAAAACAUACAAUUUGGCGGGAUCAGUAUCUAUACGAUCAUGAAUUUCUUGACCGCGAAAGUGAUACUUACCGUACCGAAAAUAUCUAUUGCGUGAAAAAUUGCUCUUUACCCUCGACAAAGCGUGUUCCUUGGGUCGAAACGGAACCUGGUAUUAGGAUAACGGAGGUGAAUGUUGAUGAUGAGUUUCUUGUUUGUUUUCACGGCGAUGGAUACACCGCUUUGCAAUAUCCCACAGUCGAUCCGCUCCCAAAGAAAACUUUUGUAAGGGACUGGUAG